UUUAGACAACAAUUUGUAGGAGCAAGUUAUCAGUUGAGGCUCUGAAGGGGGAGUUCAUAAACAUAUGAUUCAUCUUUUGUGAAGGGCUGUAGUUACAAAGAGGGCCUCUUGUGCAACCAGCAAGUGAUGACACUGCUUCCAGUGUCAGACAUCUUUAUUCUUCCCUAGGUGGCUAACAGAAAUGCUGUCUUUCUGUGUAAAACAGGCAACACGUCUCAAGGACACUGGCUUUAAAUGAUGGUAAAAGACCCAAUACAACUGCGACAGUAGGGAUGUCAGUCUCCAGCACUGCUGCAAUCUCCAUUUAAAUUCAAAAUGGAGACUUUGUGUGGCUAUAACACUUCUCUAGAGAAUACAAAAGAGCUGCUUGUGUCUUGAGACCCACUUCUGACCGAUAACUGAAAUAAAGCAAUGGUGGUUCUUCAGCAUGGGUUGUCCACAUGGAUUCCACAACCAUUUUUGCGGCUGCUAAGGAGUGCUACACUUCUUCAAUCCUGUAUUGGCAAAGGAACUGAGGGGUGUUGGGCACAUGUCACUCUUUAUGCCCUCAGUGUGGGAUAAGGGCAUCUAAGGCCCAGGAGUUGCCCCAGUGGCUACUACUGGCCAAAAGAACCUGAUCUUGCAUGUAUGGGGUGCAUGUGCCUCAAGAGAAGGAGCCAUAUGGACAAAACCUCUCGAACCACAGUUACUGUAAGGGUUUUCUUCUUGUUUUUUCAAAUGAAGGACAGGGUUUGUCCACCACCCCUCCAAUGCGGGCAGUUUACCUUGGGCCAGACAGUGGCAUUUCAAAGCAGUUGGACACACCAUCAGUUUCACAGGUUGAGAUUUGCAAACCUGCUUUUUAACCUGCGGAUCCAAAGUCUGGGAGAGAACUUGUCACCAACAUGAAAACAAUUAUUGCAGCCUAUUCCCAAAAUCGUAGUGGGAGCCGUGCCAGCGUUCAGGCCGCCCUGCAUACUCUGCUCACCGUGCCCUGGCCCUCGCAGCGGGAGUUCCGAGCAUGCAUCCAGCUCCUCUCAGUUCUGCAGUGGGUCCUCAGCUUCUUGCUGAUGGGAAUCGUCGCCCUGUUUCUCCUCGUCUAUUUGGUUUUCACCAGUUUCUGGCCAGUUUCUGCUCUAUACUUUGCCUGGGUAAUCUUUGACUGGGACGCACCGGAGCAAGGUGGGAGGAGGUCGGCAUGGGUUCGAAACUGGCCUGUCUGGAAGCAUUUCCGAGAUUAUUUCCCUAUUCAGUUAGUGAAGACUCACAGCCUCCUCCCCAGUCACAAUUAUAUCAUUGGCGCACACCCCCAUGGGAUCCUCUGCGUUGGGGCCUUCUGCAACUUCAUCACCGAGUCCACUGGCUUCUCUGAGAAGUUCCCCGGCAUCAGACCCUUCCUGGCCACGCUGGCUGGCAACUUCCGGCUGCCGGUCUUCCGGGAGUACCUGAUGAGUGGGGGCCUGUGUCCUGUGACACGCCGGGCAAUAGGGUACCUGCUCUCUCAGAAUGGCAGUGGGAACGCUGUGGCCAUCGUGAUUGGAGGUGCGGCCGAGUCGCUGUCUUGCCAGCCAGGAGUCACCACAUUAAUCCUCAAAAACCGCAAAGGCUUUGUUCGGAUGGCACUGCAGCAUGGGGCACACCUGGUUCCUGCCUUCUCCUUCGGUGAGAAUGACCUCUUCCGGCAAGUGGUUUUUGAAGAGGACAGCUGGAUGAGGGGCAUUCAGAAGAGGUUCCAGAAGCUGGUGGGCUUUGCUCCCUGCGUCUUCUAUGGACGGGGUUUAACCUCUAUCCAUUCCCGAGGCUUCCUGCCCUACCCGAAGCCUAUCACCACUGUCAUAGGAGAACCUGUGACGGUGCCCAGGAUCCAGGAGCCUAGCCACGAGACGGUGGAUCUGUACCAUGCUAUGUACAUCCGCUCCCUGCUCAAGCUCUUCAAUGACCACAAAGCCAAGUAUGGCCUGUCGGAGGCGGACGAGCUGAGGAUCUUGUGACUGAGGUCGGAGAGAAGCCAGGGGACUUUGGGCAGCCAAGCCCUAACUCGCAAGGGCUGUCUGCUCUUGGAGGUUGGAAUGGCAGCUUACCUGGCAGGAUGGGGGCUCUCAGGGACAUACUGUUCACCCCAGCUACUGCUUGCUCUCUCCCCCAGUGCCUUACUCACUUGUCCCCUUGGUGCUGCCCCAGUCUCUGCUUCUGUUUGUUCCCUCCAGAAGAUGAAUGAAGGAAGGAGGGAUCUCCCUGCUUGUCAUAUCCCCGCGUUUCCUGUGUGCUUUCUGCUCGCUCCCAUGGGCAAUGCAGUGAGUUGGCUUCCUCAACUCCCAAAGCCCCCUCAGGGAAGGGAGGAGCACAGGAAGGACAGGUGCUGGGGCUUGGAAGGGAUGGGGAGUGUGCAUGUGAGUAGAGGGACAUGGGGGAAUGUGUGUGGGGACAUUUCUCCUCUGCCCGGACCCCGCUCUCCUGGAGGGAGAUGAAUAGUAGCUUUGUGCUGCUGCUAAUGGAACAGAGAAAUGCAACCCUGCAGGCUAAACUCUGCCCAGGGCUCCAGGUCUGGCUGAGAAGGAGGGAGGGUGAGAUGGAUAGAAUGGGGGAAAAGAGGGGAGGGAGGAGAAAAAUGGAGGGAAAACCCUUGACUGUAGCGAGUGUGAAAAGCAGUGUUACCAGAGGGGCCUGCAAUGCCAUGCAGGGUGUGUUGUGAGGGGCAGGGCCCUGAGACUGAGGGUCUCUGAGGAGCUGGCUGCUGACUCAACUCCUUGCCUAAGGAAAGCUGGGCAGCUAUAACUCCUUGUGGCCUUGUCUGUCCCUGGUGCCCAUGUAGAAUGGAGCCUCCUGGGAGGGUUUGUCCUUCCAUCUCUGUUUUGCUGGCUAAACGUGUCGCUCAGAAGCGGGCAUGUCAGGCUGUUUACCCCCAAGGGGACAUGUCAUCCCUGCACCGGGUUGGGGAGUUCUCCCUGUGGUGGUUAGCACAGGCAGCUUUGCCUCAGCCUUAGAAUCAGGGCAGGUUCAUGGCUUCCCUUCCCACAGUGAGGAAGGAUGGACAGUCAGGGAGUUCAUGGGAAGCUUGGUGAGACUCUGGCCAGGACAUAGCCAGGAUGCACAAGAUUUUUCCCUUUGCAUCUCCCCUUCCCAACACAUCUUGUUCUCUGCCUGAGCUGUGGCCAUCCCUGUGUUUUCCCCAUGGCCCCCGUAUGUGCCAUCCACCACUUUCUUCACUUGUGGGUCCCAGCCUCACAAUUUCUUGUCCCUGUCUGUGUGAAUUGGCAGCAGGAAAGGCCAGUGCACCUGGAGCUGCCUGUGGAGAGACACCAGGUCCCAGAACAGCAAUAGCAGAGUCUCUGGGGAGACCGCACAUGGGAGAUUGCAGUGAUUUCUGGGCACCACGUGACCAGAAAGAGAUUGAUCCUAGGAAGGGGAUCAGAAUAGAGCAAGAAAAACUCCCAGGAGCCUGGAGGGAAAGCCUAGCGUGCAAGUCUGCAAACCUCUGACAAGUGUGUCCCCUUUGGGAGGGCAAGAAAUUAGUUACGAGUAAAGGCAGAUGUAACUAGGAGGUUUGGAGGCAAUUGAUGAUGAGAAAAUACAGACUGUCUCUCAGGGAUAGUGAGAUUACUGAGCUUGGGUGUUGUCUCCCAAGGGAAGGGGUGUGAGCCCCAGGACAUGGGGCAUUUCAGGCUGGGUCUGACAAAACAGUAGGACUGGACUGUGCUGUAGGGGCCAAUCCUGCUUUGGCUCCAGGGCUGGAUGGGAUAAUCCAAUGGGGCUUGUCCAUCACUCACCUCAAUGAUUCUUUGUUGAAUACAUUUUUAUAAAUCUCAUACUGACAUGGCCCACGUUGUGUGAGAAGGCGGCAGUUCUGGAGGUGGGGAAGCACCAUGUGGUAGUCCAUACACCUACAUACAUGCCAAGAACAUAACCAUGCAUGUGCCUGGACAUCCCCCUCCAUACCCAGACAUGCACACAAACACACACUGCUCCUUACACACGUGAUACAUACACCCCUCCAUGCACGAGCUCAGAGCACACACUCCUAAGGACUUUCAAACACACUUCAUUGUUCUUUGGAGAAGGGAGGCUGCUGCAUGUUGUUCCAAGGAUUCAGUAGGAUUCAGCCCAAAGGGGUGCACUAGCCCUUCCCUGCUGAAGACAGCUCUCUUGAGCAGUGAGCCUGGCUCCCCCUGCAGGCCCUUCCUGUGCUGGUUGAGGGGGCAGCUAGCCUGCUGCUCCCACUGUACAAAUGACAAUGGGUCUAUCACAAGCUCCUCUGCAUGGAGUAUAGGGUGACCAGAUAGUAAGUGUGAAAAAUCGGGGUGGGGGGUAAUUGGCACCUAUAUAAGAAAAAGCCCCAAAUAUCAGGACUGUCCCUAUAAAAUUGGGACAUCUGGUCACUCUAAUGGAGUAGCUUAAUGGGAUGGCAGGGUUGCUCCUGUGGUCACAGAUUCUAUUGCUGGGCUCCCUUCCAAUUGCCUGGGGCCCUAUAAUUCUGCUCUGAGCUACUUCAGUGGCUCUCAGCUGUGCUCUCCUGCUGUGCUGCCAUGCCUGGAGGCCCAGAAUGGGGGGCUGUGGCACCUUAUGGGAGCACUGAGUAGAGGGUCCUGCCCUAGCUCUAGACUCUGUGUGGUGAGAAGAUUCGAAUGGUGCCAGGGGAAUAUAACUGGGUAGCUCCCCAGGCAGGAGCUUCUGCACCCAGCCCCUGGUGCUUAGCUCAGGUCCCAGGGGUUAGUGUUUUGUUUCUCAAGCCGAGUGAGUAAUGUCAGGCAGCUGGUACCAGCGUAGGGAAAUCCCAGCAUUAAAGCUGGGAUUAACCUCCCUGAGGAGCUCAACUCCAUAAAACAAAAGCUGCUCUGCUACUGCCAUCACUUGUGAGCAAAGCCUCAGCCUGAUGCCUGCUGGAGCAGCUGCUGAGGACCUCUAAGUGGGGAAUGUCUGAAGCCACCCGCACUGCAGUAUCAGAGGCAAAGUAGUGCAUGGAUUAGCCCCGCUCAUGGUACAUGCUGGUACUAAACCCUGGAGGAUGCAGAUCAGGGGCACAGCACAGGCGGGCACUGCUUUCCACGAAGUCUGUGAGGAAACAGGGCUGAAACAAUGGUAAUAAUUUCCUCCAUUUCCAAAGCUCCUAAAGCAAUUUGCAUGUCCACAGCCCCACUGAAAUUCAGCACCUCUGAGGUGGAGACAUCAGCACCUGGUGCAGAGCACCCUGCACAGGAGUGAGAGAACCAGGCCAAGAAUAAACAGCUAGGAAACUUGUUUCUGGCCUUAGAGAGUAUUCAGGGGUAGAGGGCAGCUUCUGCACCUGACCCC
Mauremys reevesii (Reeves's turtle) is the source of this 5268-nucleotide messenger RNA. RefSeq names its product diacylglycerol O-acyltransferase 2-like. NCBI's taxonomy places the organism in Eukaryota, Metazoa, Chordata, Testudines, Geoemydidae. The transcript has 10 exons. The record is from RefSeq and is a predicted model, not a curated record. Bases 885 to 1970 code for a protein of 361 amino acids. Gene Ontology annotation, biological process: lipid metabolic process. Gene Ontology annotation, cellular component: endoplasmic reticulum membrane.